This is a messenger RNA of Cercospora beticola, 2264 nucleotides long. It is a transcript of the gene CBS2, whose product is annotated as serine hydroxymethyltransferase. Gene Ontology annotation, biological process: tetrahydrofolate interconversion; L-serine catabolic process; folic acid metabolic process. Lineage: Eukaryota; Fungi; Ascomycota; Dothideomycetes; Mycosphaerellales; Mycosphaerellaceae. Gene Ontology annotation, cellular component: cytoplasm. Gene Ontology annotation, molecular function: zinc ion binding; glycine hydroxymethyltransferase activity; pyridoxal phosphate binding. The record is from RefSeq and is a predicted model, not a curated record.
UACGAGGCAAAUCAAUCCCCAAGACAUCUCCAACAGUGCCUCUUGGAGCUGCAGCGAGGCCAACACUUUUACCCAAUCGUUCGUCACAAGUGAAAUCUUGUAUCCUUCAUGUGUGGUGAGCCGCCUGUACCCUUGUUAUAGCUCCCCGCAAUAGCCGCUUUCUUGAAUGUGAAAGAGCUCGACUUCGCCUGCAUACCACACAUCGAUCGCGUCUGGUUUAUGCAGCUUCCCUAGGUCACGUAUCUCCGCCAUGGCCUCCAUUCGGACAUCUGCCAGGUCCUCUGGAAGUAUACUAUGCCGCGCAUGCAAGCGUCCUGCAGCGACCCAGUCAUUCGCAAAUGCGCCAGCGUGGCGGGCAUUGUCCACAGAGGGACAGCAAAAGCUGCUGUCCGCAAACCUCGAGGAGGCCGAUUCGACGGUGUUUGAGAUUAUUCGCAAGGAAAAGAGGCGGCAGAAACACUUCAUCAACCUGAUCCCCUCAGAGAACUUCACGAGCCAGGCUGUGUUGGAUGCGCUAGGAAGUGUGAUGCAAAAUAAGUACUCGGAAGGAUACCCGGGAGCACGAUACUAUGGUGGAAAUGAGUUCAUCGACGAGGCGGAAAUCCUGUGCCAGAACCGAGCUCUGCAAACAUUCCGCUUGGAGAACGACAAAUGGGGUGUGAAUGUACAGCCUCUUUCUGGCUCGCCUGCCAACCUCUACGCCUAUUCAGCGCUCCUCAAUACCCACGAUCGUAUCAUGGGCCUCGACCUUCCACACGGCGGCCACCUUUCUCACGGCUACCAAAUACCUAACAAGAAGAUCUCGAUGAUCUCCAAAUACUUUGAGACCUUCCCCUACCGACUCGACGAGAGCACCGGCUUGAUCGAUUAUGACAAGCUUGAAGAGCAGGCAUUGCUGUACCGACCGAAGAUCAUCAUUGCAGGAACGAGCGCGUAUAGCAGAUUGAUCGACUACGACAGAUUCAGAAAGAUCGCGGACAAGGUGGGCGCAUACUUGCUGGCAGACAUGGCCCACAUUUCAGGACUUGUCGCUGCAGGUGUUGUACCUUCGCCGUUCGAUUACGCCGACAUUGUUACCACCACCACGCACAAGAGUUUGAGAGGGCCUCGAGGAGCAAUGAUCUUCUUCCGAAAGGGUGUGCGAAGUGUGGACAAAAAGGGUAAAGAGCUGCUGUACGACCUCGAGAACCCCAUCAAUGCUUCGGUGUUCCCAGGACAUCAAGGUGGACCACACAACCAUACUAUCACGGCUCUCGCGGUCGCUCUGCAUCAAGCACAGCAGCCAGAGUUCAAAGAGUAUCAACAGCAGGUGCUUGAGAACGCCCAAGCCCUCGCGAAACGUCUCGGUAGCGACAAGGAAUCUGGUGGCCUGGGCUACAACAUUGUCUCCGGUGGCACCGACAAUCACUUGGUCCUGGUCGACCUGAAGGAUAAGGCCAUUGACGGAGCACGAGUGGAGCGUAUCUUGGAGCUUGUUGGCUGCGCAGCAAAUAAGAACACCGUACCUGGCGACAAGAGCGCCCUGAAGCCCGGAGGUCUUCGCAUGGGUACUCCAGCGAUGACAACUCGUGGAUUCCAGGCUGCAGACUUUAAGCGAGUGGCGGAUAUCGUCCACCGAGCCGUGAACAUCACGAAGAGCGUGGACGCCAAGGCGAAGGAAGCUGCGGAGAAGAGCGGGCGUAAGAACCCAGGCAGCGUCAACGCUUUCAAGGAGUACGUGAAAGAGGGCGAGGAGGUCGUCGAGAUCUUGGAGCUCAGGCGUGAGGUCGAAGACUGGGUCGGCACAUUCUCCUUGCCAUGGACAGAAUCGUCGUGAUCUGUUCGCGUCUCUACCUAGGAAUUCACGCCGUGGACGACGAGCAUCUGCGAAGAUAUGCAUACGAGCACGAAUAAUGGUUUCGAGCAAGGAUUUCUAGCGAGAUGGUUCGUACAGUCUCUUUUAACAUUUAGCGAAGUGUCGACUUAACGUGACGGUUAUUGUCUGCUCCUUCCUGCCUUCACAUUCACCCGCGCUUACCUGCAGAAACUCUAACGGCAACGACCCGCUGCAGCAGUUCUCGCCGUUUGCCUCAUAGCCACAACGCGUGCCACACUUCAAGUUAUUGGGCACACCGCCACUGGUGAACGGCGAAAAGCCAUGUCGACCAUGUACUUGACGCCAAUUCCACUCACUUCAUGGCCAACCAACACCGCGACCGCCAACACAACGAUGUCCUUCCCUCACCCAACACCGCAGAUUCCGACUAGCACGAUGCCCCCACCAG